AUGUCCCAACACAGCUUCGAUGGCCAGCGCGCCCUGGCUUCCCGCCCGCGCGCCCGCGCGAGCGCCGAGCCACCGCAUCCUAUCGUCCUGCGCGUGGGCCCCACUCACCAAUCUGCCCCACGCCCCACCUCCUGUUUAUCUUCUCCGAAACCGCCCUCCACGCAUGACUCCCCCACGACGGUUCCAUUUGCCCCAGCACCCCAUUUCCCUCUCCCUCUCCCUCACACGCGCCCACACCUCCGCUGCCACCGCCGUUCACGCCGUGCUGCAUCUGCAGCCGCGCCAUCGCCCGUCACCUGGUGCCCCGCCGCUCUAAGCUCGCAUCGUCGUCCGCCGAGGAUCCUGCGUGGAGCCGUUGCCGAGAUCACGAUUUGUUUCCGCGCUCCGAGGAAUCGACGAUCAAGCGUCGGUGACCAAAUGAUCAAGCUCUCUGAGUUUUAUGAGGUUGAAGAUCCUGAGCAUCUGUUUGGUGAAGGUUGCCUUUGGUGCAAUCUAUACUCAAGUAAAGAAGAAGGCGUCGAGGCGGAUCUCCAGGAGUUCCAGGACUUCGACGAGUUCGAGGAUUAGGCUAGCGACCACCCCCAAGUUAGCUGCCUGUGGUGGGUUUAUUUACGUUGGCUACGUUUCUAUUCUGUGUACUUUGAUUAUAUUAUGUAAAUGACUCUAGUCUUUAUAUUAUUACUUACUCUUUAUU
This is a messenger RNA of Zea mays, 694 nucleotides long. RefSeq names its product thyroid receptor-interacting protein 6. The coding region runs from base 1 to 567 and encodes 188 amino acids. The record is from RefSeq and is a predicted model, not a curated record. Lineage: Eukaryota; Viridiplantae; Streptophyta; Magnoliopsida; Poales; Poaceae. The transcript has 4 exons.